This is a messenger RNA of Coffea arabica (coffee), 1531 nucleotides long. RefSeq names its product non-functional pseudokinase ZED1-like. Gene Ontology annotation, cellular component: plasma membrane. Lineage: Eukaryota; Viridiplantae; Streptophyta; Magnoliopsida; Gentianales; Rubiaceae. Gene Ontology annotation, molecular function: ATP binding; protein serine/threonine kinase activity. Gene Ontology annotation, biological process: protein phosphorylation; cell surface receptor signaling pathway. The record is from RefSeq and is a predicted model, not a curated record.
CAGGUUGCCACUUGAUAUUUAUGCUGUUGACCUGAAGACAUAUGUGUAUACUCAAUGUCAAGCUAGUUUUACAUGAAAACCAAAUAGAAGCUGGCAGAGAACUGGUUGGAUGUUUCUUGGUACAUGCCUUCCUUGUCAAAGUCAACCAUGUCUAUCUAUGUUAGUAUAUUGUGACUUUCCAUCCAAUUGUAGCAGCCAUAGAAAACAGAAAAAUCCUUCAUGGAACAAAUCAUCAAAGUUUUACCAUUUCUUAAACCAAGAAGGGAGAAAGAAGAAGACAAGCUAUCAUAUUUUUUCAAGAAUGGAAGUUCAACAUUGGAGGAGGUUAUUGCUUCUUUUGGCGGACGGUACGAACUACCUAUCCGAAGCUUUGCUGCCGAGGAACUCAUCAAGGCAACCAACAAAUUUUCUGAACGAGUUCGUAGUACUAACAUUGGUGAUAUGUUUGCAGGUAAUUUGAAAGAACGACCAGUUUUAGUUAAAUUUUAUAGUGGGCUGACAAAGAAUUCUUCUUGGAAUGAAACUGCCCCUGAUAGAAUUAUUCGCGAUAUAGUGGUUACUUCACAAGUUAGCCACCUCAAGAAUGUCUUGCAGCUUGUUGGCUGCUGCUUGGAAUUUGCGUAUCCAGCUAUGGUGUAUUAUUAUGCUCCUGGAUCUGAGUUUCUUACCAAUCGUCUGCGCCUUCCUAAUAAUGAUGGUAAACUACUAUCUUGGAAGAAUAGACUGACAAUUGCGACUGGUAUUGCCAAUGUUUUGCUUUAUCUUCAUUCUGCGUUUUCUGCACCCAUCAUUUUUGGGAAUUUAACCAUAAAUAAGGUGAUAAUCGACCGAAGCGGUAUAGCUAAAUUGUUUGACUUCGGCUUAUCUAUUUCCCUUCCUCCUGGAAAAUCAGAGGUGGAAAAUCAGCUGAAAUGGAUACAUGUUCCGUCUGGCCCUCAAUGCUUCAAGUCAAAUAUUGUUACUCUAAAGAGUGAUGUCUACAGCUUUGGUGUGCUUAUGCUCAUGCUCUUUACAGGAGAAACGGAUGCAAUCAAGUAUGAUGAAGAAAUGGGAGGGAGAAUUUACAUCCAGGAUUAUGUUAAGAGGCAUAUUUUGAACAAUCAGUUCAACCAAAUAGUGGAUCAAAAUAUGUUCAAACAGCAAGGUAAUUAUAAUGAACCUGAGGUACAGCAGCAGUUGCUUGAUUUCCUGGAUCUCGCGUUGAGAUGCACAGAACAUGACCGAGUGGAUAGACCAGAUAUGAUUGAAGUUGCAAAGUUGCUCCGUCAAAUGGAGAAGUCUGUUCGUUGUUCUUAAUUUGCUCUACCACUGCCAUGGACUAUGGACUGAGGAUCAAGUGCUUUAUGUUUGUAUUUUCACUGUAAAAAGCUUCUGUAAUUCAUGUUUCAAGUGCACAAAAAUAGUUGAGAAAUUAUACUUGAGUGUUUUUUUUUUUUUUUUUGCAGAUAAUGAUCAAGUAUAACCCCAAGAAUCAGAAAACCGAACUUGUAAUAUGUUUUGAAUGUAACUGGCACAGUGGUUAUCGUGAUCA